UGCAACCUGCUGAUUCCUGUUAGACAGUCAGUCACAGCCUGUGAGCAGAGGAGCUUAAUUGAGAGCGGUGAGACUGUCAGGAGCGCAAAUCUGGAGACGAACUGUGGUUUGAAAAGCAGGUAGAUUAUGAUUUUGUGUGAAAUGGCUCAUUUCACAAGAGUUGCUGUUGUUUUACAGGUGAACUUCAUGUCAAACCGUGUCUUUUGACCGACUUUUCCCCCUUGAGCAGUUUCACAUGGUGCACUUUAUCCUGAAGUUCCACAACGCGCCAUGCACGGGAUUGAGAAAUGAAAGCAGCACCAACAACCUUAUUCUGCGCAUUUUGCUUUAGAAAGUAUUUCAAAUGGCUUGAUGCACAAAUCUCUUUUGGUUUUUGAUCUGCGGCUGCGACAGACAACAGCGCGCUCGGACAGACUUUGUUUCCCAUUACGCUCACUCGGACAGAGGCAAGACACACUUGGGACUCCGGAGAGUUUAACACCAUGACCAGCUGCUGGCUCGCCUUGGUCGGAUUGUGCUUGAGCGCGUAUUACUGCAUGUUCCCGGUGGCGGGGAGUAAUUAUUCAGUUGAUGGAAACAACGAAGUGCACCCGGGUUUCAUCCACCGGCGACUGCGGACGCACGAGAAGAGGGAGAUGCAGAAGGAGAUCCUGUCCAUCCUCGGACUGCCGCACAGACCGAGACCGCAUCUGUCGCAGGGAAAGUACAACUCCGCUCCACUCUUCAUGCUGGACUUAUACAACACCAUAUCCAGCGACGAGAAAAGUCAAGUGGAGGGCUUGUUGGACCGAUACCAGUCCACGCGCACCACGCAGAGUCCUCCUCUCACCACGUAUCAAGAAACUGCCUUUCUGAAUGAUGCGGAUAUGGUGAUGAGCUUCGUGAAUUUAGUGGAGUACGACAGCGAGUUCUCCCCACAGCGGCGUCACCACAAGGAGUUCAAGUUCAAUCUCUCGCAGAUCCCCGAGGGUGAGGCCGUCACCGCAGCCGAGUUCCGUCUCUACAAGGAGUGCGUGAGCCCCACCUUCCGCAAUGACACCUUCCAACUCAAAGUCUACCAGGUGCUUAAGGAGCAUCCUGACAGAGAGGCAGACCUGUUCUUGUUGGAGUCUCGCAGCCUGUGGGCAGCAGAGGAAGGCUGGCUGGAGUUUGACAUCACCGCCACCAGCAACCUGUGGGUGAUGAGUCCAGUACACAACCUUGGUUUGCAGAUCAGCCUGGAGACCAGCAGCGGACAGAGCAUCACUUCCAAAGAGGCGGGGCUUGUGGGACGUGACGGCGCACUGGAGAAACAGCCUUUCAUGGUGGCGUUCUUCAAAGUCAGUGAAGUGUACGUCCGCACUACCCGCUCCACUGGCGGCAAGCGGCGACAGCAGAAUCGCAACCGGUCCACACAGCCACAGGACGGAUCCAGAGGUCUGGGCCCAGCAGAUUACAACAGCAGCGACCAGAAAACGGCGUGCAGAAGACACGAGCUCUACGUCAGCUUCCGAGAUCUGGGCUGGCAGGACUGGAUCAUUGCUCCUGAAGGCUACGCAGCCAACUACUGUGAUGGAGAGUGCUCCUUCCCUCUUAACGCCCACAUGAACGCCACUAACCAUGCCAUUGUACAGACACUGGUGCACCUGAUGAACCCAGAGAACGUACCAAAGCCGUGCUGCGCCCCCACCAAGCUUCACGCCAUCUCGGUGCUCUACUUUGAUGACAACUCUAACGUUAUACUGAAGAAAUACAAGAACAUGGUGGUGCGGGCCUGUGGCUGCCACUGACACCACCAAACUCCUUCAUAGGCUCAGUUUAAAAUGGAAAGAAGCUGUUGGCAAAGGGCUGCAACCAACUGCACCAGAGACUCCGGAGUAAUGUUGACCUUCAGUAGAGGUCAAUUCUCUGCACAGAUCCUCAGCAAGGAUCGUCCACCCUGAAAGAUCAUUCAAUAAUUCUGGACAAAAGCUCAAAAGCUCUUCCGGUGACACCGUUUCUACACAAGGCAUUAAAUAAUAGUUGUCACCUGAAAGCAACUGAAACCUAACCAAGUGCUGAGUCUUCAAAUGGUUAUCGCCCCCUUUACCAGAUUUUGAGUGGAAUCUUCUUUCAUGGAUCUGCAAUGAAUGAAUGUGUGUGUUUAAAAGUGGGGGUGUCCGUCUGUCUGUAUAUUGUGUCUAUGGACGUGUGUGUGUGUGUGUAUAAAUGGCUAAGAGGCUACUGCACCUUCUCCCUCACUGAGAGGGGUGAGGGCAAAUCUAAACUGUUGGACCAGUCCGAGUGCUGCUUUCUUUAUCUUCUAUACAUUUAUAUAUAAAACACAGAGGCUCUGUUCUCAGAAGAGGCUUGUGUGUAAAUACUGACGGACGACUGUCUCCACAGGGAGUGGCUUCAGUGUCAUCACAGCACUGGAAACCAAAGGUUUGAGUUUCAGAUGGGAGAAUACAGGACCAGUUUCCUCUCCAGUGCAGAUAUUAACCUGAACAAUCUCACACCAAACGAAUAAUGCGUUUGACGCCGUUGUUUCAUAUCCCCUUCCUUUUUAUAUGUUUUCUUCUCAAGCCAUAUUUGCCUUCCUAAAAUAUAAUAUGGACUGAACCUAAGUGACCGCAUGCUAUUUUAGUGCACUGCUCCAAAUAUCCGCUCCGUGUCAAUAUUUGCCAGACUCACGCUGAGCUGCGAUUCACCAGACGGGCUCAUCGUCUGAUGCAUGUUCUGGCUAAACUGGUGUUUUUCUCCAAAGAGCUGAAGAAUACGGCCUUAUCCCUCCAACAUACCACAAAUGGCCAUUUCUACGUUUGCUGCGCGCGCUAAGUUAACAAACGUUCCACCUCGGACAACUCGGGAGAGAUUGUGGAAAAACAUUUAGCGAGUCAAAACCAGCCGACAGAACGGUUCCUGUGCCAGAUUUCUGAAAUUAGCCCUCUGCUUUUUCAAACCCUGAGGGUAAAAACUAUGUCGAGUUGUGUGUCCAGUGGCAACAUUCUGUCCAAUUGAACAUGUUACUGUGAGUUUGAAUGACAGUCUUUUUUAGAGACCAUAUCUAACUGAAAAACUAACACCAGUAAGAAUCAAAAUACCUUCCAUGACUAACCAACUAUAAAUUACAAAAUAUACCUCUGGUAAGCUGCUGUUUACAUUUGUGAUCAUGUUUAGACUGUUGAUGUAAAUACUUGUACAUUCUUCGCUUAUUUAUUGCACCUUUUAUUAAAAAAAAAAUAGAAGAAAAAUCACAUACCUUUUAAUAACAAAGACAGAUGCAAAAACACAUUGAAACUUAUUUUUUAAAUUUUUUUACUAUGAAAUCUCAUGUUACAACUUGCCAUUAUUUACUCUUUUUGUACAAAAAACAUGGGUAGUGAACAACCCGUGACUCACAAGAAAAAAACUUCUUAUCUGAGGGGUUUUUUUUGGACCAUGUGCUAUCCAUAAAAACUUUUACUGACAAAAAAAACCCUGCCGUCUCUGACUGUUUAUGAACUUCUCAUUGAACUUGGGUCAAAGAGCAUUUUCAUUGUACUGGGCAUGUGAAUGAAGUUUGCUACGUCGGGAUUAAUGACAGAAAAGGUGCUGAAGAGACCUUUAAAACCAGGGUUGUUACAACUGUUGGUCUUUACAACAGCAAAUAAGGUCUCACAAUAUCAAUCACUAAUUGAGUGUUUGUUAUUAUGAGACUUAACUAAAGGGUGUAAAUUUAAUU
Messenger RNA from Solea solea (common sole), 3682 nucleotides. RefSeq names its product bone morphogenetic protein 6 (gene bmp6). The transcript is spliced from 7 exons. NCBI's taxonomy places the organism in Eukaryota, Metazoa, Chordata, Actinopteri, Pleuronectiformes, Soleidae. Gene Ontology annotation, cellular component: extracellular region. The record is from RefSeq and is a predicted model, not a curated record. Gene Ontology annotation, biological process: SMAD protein signal transduction. Gene Ontology annotation, molecular function: cytokine activity; growth factor activity. The coding region runs from base 483 to 1769 and encodes 428 amino acids.